AUGCUGUGUUACCCGCAGCUACCCCCACAAGAUGAAUUUCAUAAGAGGGGACAGGGGCUAAGUUGGUCCAGUCGUCUUAGGGGAUCUGUAUCCUCCCGCCAACUGUUGUCUAGUGAACGCUCGGCGCACCCAUGGUCAAGCGAACGAGAAGUCGAAUUGUUAGAUUCACAGGGACCGUUGCUCUCUGCUGCGCCUGUCAUUGUUCUACUCACCUUCCCCACCUUUCUCGGACAGCCAAAUGCUUACGUUCAGGUCUUCUCUAUCGUCGAUUUCUCUCCGCUGAAAGACCACGAUGCACUCUCAGUUCCUCGCAAUACCAGACCAUUCUUUUCUCUCGAGAAACACACGUACACGAGCGACGGCCUCCUAAUCGUAAACCCGAACGGUCCUCACCCGAUGUUUGAACUCAUGCGAGAUGCAAAGGCGUCGUGGAAUGCUAAGCUUUCACGUGCAAGUAAGACCCUGGAGGAGGCUAUUACGGAGUAUAGACGACGCUACAAGCGUGCACCUCCGCUGGGAUUCGAUAAAUGGUGGGAGUAUGUCGUCAAAUACGAUGUCCAACUUCCGGACGAGUAUGACGAAAUUUAUCACGAUCUCGAGCCGUAUUGGGGCCUUGACCCAGCGGACCUUGCCGAAUCAGUAGAAGAACUCGCCACCUGGGACGACAUCUUCACCGUCGAGAAAACCUCUUCGAAUUCUGGCCUCGAGAUUGUCAGCGCGACUGUUCCGGAAAGCAACCGUGUCUUGCGUGAUCGUAUCGAAGCGAUCAUUGAUUUAACGAAGGACUUUGGUGCAGACCUUCCGCCUAUGCGCAUUCAGUUGUCUCCGCGUGAUGACCCACGCAUGCACACAGAUUGGAGAAUUAGAGAUAUGGCUCUGAGUGCUGCUAGACAAGGGACCACCAUCCGACAAAGUCGCCUGCCACCUAUAACCGAGGGCGGUUGGAUACAGGCAUGUCCUCCGAAUUCUCCAGCGCGGCUCAACCCUCCGGUGCUUCCCCCCCUCGAUGGUUCCAACCCUACGCUAUCUAACAUGACAGCACCCAAGUCAUUUAUUGUGUCGCAUCGUACUGCCAUGGAUCCUUGUUAUCAUCCCGAGAUCCUGAUAUCUCAUGGACAGUUCCUUUCGCAUCGCCAAGGACCGCUGCCACACCAUACGCUCGUCCCUCUAUUCUCGCACUGCGGUACACUUCUUCAUCAUGACUUUCGUCCUCCAAUUCCCUAUGGAUGGACUUCCGGUAACGACUCCGAAGCUCUCGGUGACGUGUCAUGGUCUGAAAAAGUUGAUGAACGACUUGAUUGGAGAGGAAGUCCGACGGGUAUGUAUGCUUCACCUGAAACACUUUGGAUGCACGCCCACCGGCAGCGAUUGGUGAAGUUGACGAGUGCGAUCGAAGGGAACACCAGCGUCCUGUGUGUUCCUUUAGACGCGUCGAGUGCUGUCGGUGAACCAUUACAAUUGCGGAUGGCAAGAGUCAAUCCGGCAUGGAUGGAUGUGGCAUUUUCAGGGAAACCGCUUGCGUGCGAAGAAAAUGCUGGGACGUGCAAGUUGAUGGAAGAGAUGUUUGAAUUCCGGAGGGUGCAAGGAAGAAAAGAGGAAGGGAGGUACAAGUUCAUACUAGAUGUUGAUGGAAAUGGCUGGUCUGGUCGUUUCAAGAGACUUGUCACCAGCAACGCACUGAUACUCAAGGCGUCCGUGUAUCCAGAAUGGUACACAUCCCGCAUUGCUGAAUGGGUGCAUUACGUUCCCAUCCAGGUCACCUAUGCUGAUCUGUAUGAUGUCGUCGCAUUUUUCCGAAACCAUGACGAGGCGGCGGCAAAGAUUGCAAUUGCGGGUAAGGAGUGGAGCCAACGGUUCUGGCGGAAGGAAGAUAUGAGCGCGUAUCUAUAUAGAUUGCUUUUGGAAUAUGCGCGCGUGAUGAGCGUUGAUCGCGAGUCAAUGUCGUAUAGCGGAUGA
Pisolithus orientalis is the source of this 1956-nucleotide messenger RNA. RefSeq names its product glycosyltransferase family 90 protein. Lineage: Eukaryota; Fungi; Basidiomycota; Agaricomycetes; Boletales; Pisolithaceae. Bases 1 to 1956 code for a protein of 651 amino acids. The transcript is spliced from 6 exons. The record is from RefSeq and is a predicted model, not a curated record.